UCAUGAAGGAGGGAGCUGUCUGUUUAAAGCUUGCUGCAGUUUCAAACUGAUGUCUCGGGACUAUGAUGAACAGCAACUCCCCCACAUUUCAACUCUGAUCUCAAGGAUUUGCAGAGAAACAGUGAGCGAGGGAGGGAGAGAGAAAGAAGCAAAGGGAGGUGGGUGAAAGGAAUUCUUCAGUCAGUGGGGUCUCUUCUAGUUAAGAAACAGCCUCGGUAAACCUCAGAAAAGCCACUGGCGAACCAUCUAAGAGCAACACUAUCCUGAGAACCUAUGCUUAUUUGCGUACUCUUCCGAAAGAAAUGUGAAGUAAGAGAAGAAACAAGACGAAAAGGAAGAAGAAAAACAAUCCACUGCCUACUCAAAGAAGCCAGCUGCACACACAGAAGUUAGACCAGUGCAAUAGGCAAAGCAUUGAAGAAAGGGAAAGGAGAAAAUCAAGAAAGGAGCGAGAUCCAAGAGUCAAGCUGUAGCCAGCUGAAGCCAGUGGAAUGGACCUAGGUGCCAGUUGGAUUAACCCCCACGUACCCGCAGUGCUGUCUGAGGAGGAGGGCUGAGGAUCUGCUGCAAUGACAACAAACUCCUGAAUGAGGAUGAAUGGAGAUGUUCUUUAGCUAAGCCUCAAGACAACACUCUUGCCAAUUCCACCUCUGUGUGGACAGCUGGAGGAGGAGGAGGAGGAGGAGGAGAGGAGCCAGGGGGCCCAGAGCACUGCUGGUGCUACUGCCCCAGAGGAAAGGCAGGCGAGCGGGCAGGACACUGAGGAGGAACAGGGGACAGAGGAGGGACACGAGGGAGGGGGAGAAGUGGCGGGCAUCAGGCGUCGCAUGGCCGUGCAGAGGCUAGUGGCGGCAGCGGUGGCGGUAGCCCUGCUGUCCCUAGUCUUAAACAAUGUUGCAGCCUUCACCCCAAGCUGGGUCCUGCAGGCCCUGGAGGACGGACGCAAGCGGAGCGUGGGACUGUGGAGGAUGUGCCCCACUGGUGGGGAAAGGGGCCGCGAUGAUCUCCAAGCUGGGAGAAGGGGGCAGGGGACACAGAGGCAGUGUGAAAACCUGGGAUGGGGAUCUGAGUAUGCAGGCUCCCAAGAAUCCCGCAGCACUGUCAAAUUGCAGUUUGACAUGAUGCGGGCAUGUAACCUGAUGGCGACGGUGGCCCUGACUGCCGGUCAGCUGAUCUUCCUUCUAGGCCUGAUGGAACUACCCUUCAUCACACAGGAAUCCCAGUGGUGGGAGGAGGCCAUUGCUGCACUCUUCCAGCUAGCCAGUUUUGUGCUGGUGAUUGGACUUGUGACCUUCUACAGGAUCGGGCCCUACACACACCUGUCCUACUCCUGCUACUUGGACAUAGCUGCUUGCCUGCUGGCCACGAUGGCUGCGGCCAUGCUCAUCUGGAACAUUUUACAUCGCCGUGAUGACUGCCUUGCACCUCCAGUUAUAAUCAUCAGUCGCUCACUGGCCUCACCUUUCCACCCACGUCUCAACAAUGACUAUGUGGAGUCACCUUGUUGAGCCACGUGAAACAAACCAAUAAAGGGUAACUAACAAGGAUAUGCUCUCACAGUAUUCAUGUUUUACUCCAGCCAACAGCCUCCAAAGUGACUCUCAAGAGAAAAUGACUUUACCGCUGGACAGCUGGACUAACAUGUACAUGCGACUGUAAAACUCUAUAUUUCACAACUGUUCCACCAUAAACAAAGAUAUACGAAUUAUUUUGCAGCUUAGUGCACAAAAGUCACAGAUUUAACUUAAAUUUCUAUAUAAAGCAGCCCUAAACUUGCAAACAUGUUCAAUACUGUAUGAUGUUUCAUUUAUUCAUGCUUGGGUGAGCUAAUUAGUAGAUAAAUUCGGACCGUCUUGUAUGAACCAUCCUGCUUAUGAAAAGAUCAAGCUGGAACUUGACCUAUUUUGUUAUAUGUGCACUUAUUAAAUGGCCUCCUGCAUAAUUAUAAAUUGGAAA
This is a messenger RNA of Micropterus dolomieu (smallmouth bass), 1956 nucleotides long. It is a transcript of the gene tmem204, whose product is annotated as transmembrane protein 204. Lineage: Eukaryota; Metazoa; Chordata; Actinopteri; Centrarchiformes; Centrarchidae. The transcript has 3 exons. The record is from RefSeq and is a predicted model, not a curated record. The coding region runs from base 828 to 1508 and encodes 226 amino acids.